Ceratina calcarata is the source of this 4116-nucleotide messenger RNA. RefSeq lists its product as uncharacterized. The record is from RefSeq and is a predicted model, not a curated record. Lineage: Eukaryota; Metazoa; Arthropoda; Insecta; Hymenoptera; Apidae. Bases 91 to 3984 code for a protein of 1297 amino acids. The transcript is spliced from 8 exons.
AGGCGCGUUCGCGUUGCGACGGACGCGCGGACAAUGGAGUCCCGGUUGCGAUUCCCGUAACAGCAACAAGGACGUCGUAGGUUCGCCAAGAUGGGCAACAAUGGGAGCAGGGAUCAGCAAGUCGCGUGCUCGAACGGUUUGGAGGGAACGAAUCGGGUCUGCUGGUCGCAGUCGUUUCCUCGGGAACUGGCGAGGCACAGAUCCCAGCCCACUGCCGCGCGCAAGGUUCUUCCCGAACCGCCCAAUCAAAGGUUACGUGCCACCGAUAACGGAAGUAUCAUACACAAUGGCGGGACCAUAAGUGGCCGCAGGGCGCCGACGUUCGCGUCGGCACGCGAUCUUUCCAAGCGUUACGAGCCUCCGUUUCGAGAAAGGACAGGAUCCGCUUCGAACUUGAUCGAACCCCGUUCGAGGCGGCUCGAUCGCCACUGCUGCCGUUAUCGCAGUGACCCAAGCCGAGAGGCGAACCUGAAGAAGUUCGGCAGCGAGCCCGACUUACGAUGCACUCCCGACCUCUGCUGUUCACCGAGCUCGAUCAACAGAGACGAGACUCGCACCCCGUCGAGCUCCAAUCGCUACGCCAGGGAACCGAAGGAGCGGUUCGAGAGCAGAUACAAGGCUAAGAAAAAGUACAAAGCACCCGCGCCGCCACCGGCGAUCAGCUCCGGCGAGCUGGCGGAGGAAUCCACGGCCGGCGGUGAAUCUCGUUGCUCGCGUGACCUCGACUCCCAUCCCCGUCCUCAUUCCCAUAACAGCAACGCUCGAUUAGAACAGCAUCAGGUCCAAGCGCCUCCAAGAAGAUCCCGGCUGUUCAAGACCCGCGCCGAGUCAAGGAAGACUCAGAUCAGCUGGCAGCUUUCAUCCUCGUCCGGUUUCGAUCGGGACCGAUCGACGAUCGAGCCUCCGAAUCGAUGGAACGGCGCGAUUCGUUCCCGGGCGGUUCAGCAUUCCGACAACGAGACGAGCAUCGACGAUCGCGUUCGCCGAUCGGACGUCGACGAGCAUCUCCGUCGCUCGAGACUCUCCGAUGAAGGAAAAAACACGCUUCAGAGGAGCAUGAGCAGUCCGGAGUUUCAGGCGGAGUUGAUACAGGUGGCUAGGAAGGUUCGGGAUAAACUGAAUUCCAGCGGGAGGGCGAUCGCAGGGGAAGAGUCGAUGGGAAAUCGUAAGGAUCGGCUAUACGAGACUGAAGAUAGACGCGAUUUUAAAGAACGCGUUAGGACAACGUCGUUUCACGGCCACCUCGACAGCUCUGGGAAUCGAGAAGUGGAUGGGAGCAACGAUCGCGACGCGAAGCUGCGUCAACAGAGUUACGAGGCACCGAAGAAUCGUUCGAAGGAUACGAACGUUGCUAGAAAUUGUAACAGUCCUGUAUCGAACGAUAAACAUAGAGAGAAGAAGAAUUCGGAAUCCGGAAGACUGGAGGAUCAUCGGAUAAACGCUACUGCGCGUAAUCCGAAGGUCGAUCGAAAAUGGACUGAUAAUGCGAUAACAGAGAAGUCUGAGAUAAGGAACUCUGUUACGGAUGAUCGUGACGCACGAGAACAGGAUCAGCAAUUCGCUGCGGGGACGCAGAUUGCACCGAAAACAUUUUACUUCGGUAUGAACGAAUGUCCUAACGAUACUCGCGAGGAUCAAAAUACUCUGAAGGAGUUUGAGACCAAACCAAAAUUGCAAGAGGAGAUCAGACCAUCGAUAGAUAUGAACGACGACACGGAUGACAAUUCGGCGUUGGAGGCUCCGGGCCCGAGUAUGAGCACCGCCAGCGAGGAAAUGCCGGUAAUGUUCGAGGAACGAAUAGAGCGUCUCUCGAGACCCCCGCCGCCUUUCCCGCUCUCGUUGGGCCCCCGCAGUUGGCACGACAAAUCCGGUGACUCCGGGAUAUCUGGAGACGCGGGGGCACCUAACGAGGACUCAUUGGACGUAAGUACUAUCAACAGAAUGAAAACGACGACGACCAGGCCUACUUGGACACCGCAACAGGACUUGGGAGAAGAAUCGAGCAGCGACGCUGGGGUCGAUUCUCCGCCGCCUUUGUCCACCCCUUUGAAGUACCAUUCCCCGCGAGCGCACGUGUUCUCCCUCUCGUUGCCCAGGGACGACGCCAGGAACUAUCUCGGAGGCUCGGAAACGAAAACCAGAGACGCGUCCGCGUUCAACUCGCUUCAAAAGCUGAAGCGGUCGGUGUCGGGGGCGUUCGGUAUCGGCGCGCAGGAUCGUCAAAAGAAGUGCACUCGCGAUGUCCUCGACGAUAACUGGCUUUUAUCGAGCAGCGCGCCGACCUCGUUGCAGCACAGCCACGUUCGCGUCGAAGCCUCGACGCGAGUUUCUCCCUCGGUCUGGAGACCGUUCACUCAGGAUCGUGAUCCCGACGGUGACGGCGCCGACGCUGAUGCCGACGACGAUGACGAAGACGACGACGACGAUCGAGUCGUCGAUGACAAUUUGGCGGAGGACGAGGAGGAAGACGCGAGGGCGAACGACGUGAUAGAACGGAACGAGAAAGCAAACGAUUUCCCGGUAAUUAUGAAACCGCCGUCCUUCUCGUAUCUCACACCUGGUGGUCAUGUUAUGUACCUGCCGGAAACGAACGAAGUGGAGCACAGAGUUCAGAACAUGUCUGGGAGAAAAGUCACUUCCACUGAAUACACGAGAACGACUAUGACGAUUCACGAGGAGAAUAAUGUGGAAAGAUCAGCGUAUCGCGGUGAGGUUUCUUCUUAUCGAUUGAACGGCUAUGACCGUGAUGAUGUCAACGAGAUCAGAGAGAUCAAGGGAGAGAAUUAUGACGAAGAGAGUAAAAACGAUCCAUCGCGAAGACGAUGUAAAAAUGUCAAUGACACGAGGGAGUCCAAUGAAUUCUCAAAUCGUUCCGACUCGCGCGAGAACCGGUCGAAGACGAGAAGAGCGUCGUCGCCUUUUAACGAGAAUCGGGAACCGGCGAGUACCUCGGGUUCGGGGGACGCGAAGGCGGCGAAACCGCAGCGAAAGAGCAAUUCGAAGGGCAAGAGGUUCACGUUUCAAUCGACCGUCAGGCAAAUAGAGAGGCGUCGAUUAGCUGAAAAACUGUCGAGGGAGGCUGAAGCGAAGGAACGUCAAAGGAAGGGUGAGCUCGAAGCCAUGCGGAAGGUCGAAGAGGAAUUCCAACGAAAACGAGCGAAGGAGAAAGCGAAUAUCAGGCAACAGCUGCGUCUGUUCAAAGAGAUGGAAGAGAAUUUCAAUAGCCUCCCGACUGCCGAUUGGGACGGUUCGCAGUUAUCGCGAGCCGAACCGGACGGUGCGCCUUCUUCCACGGCAUCUUCUCCGACGUCGUUGCCCAGUGGAAACUUGUCCAGGAGCGCACCCACGAAAUGUUUCGAUAACGAAAUUCCACGGAAGAAAGACAGCGAUUCGGAUUUAGCGAAGCAAGCCCGGGCCGAGCGAAAAGGCUACCGGCCUAAGUAUUACGACUGGCCACCGGAAACCACCGCUCAUUUGGAUUACAAACAGACUACUGUUCAUCCAAAGAUAGUUUGCGAUAUUCCGAAGAGUUCGCCGGUUUUCGUGGACGUGAAUGCUCAUUCCGGCAAACCGGUUACGUCCAAUUCUACUCCUAAAUCGGACAACUAUAGGAAAGACUUCGCUCACGGCACGGUGGCAACUAGAACCUCUUUCCCGAGUAGCGACAGCGAACUUUCUCAGCCGAACACGAGGCCUCAUUCCAGACAGACCGGAGUCAAGAGCAAACCGCAUCGAGCUAGGGAAAACGAGACCGAAACAGGGAGACGAAAGAGCGAACGAACGUUGAGCAGGUCCGGUAGUCCAGAACGGUUCGAGGACGCGGGAACGUCGGAGGAAGACUCGCAGCUAGUGGAGGCGAGGAUACAACCGAGGAAACCUGGCCAUGAUUUCAUACUAACAAGCGGGAUACAACCGUUCACGAAACAGAAAGCGUACAGGCCGAUUUCGUUUAACCCUCGGCCACCCCCGCCCAUUCCGAGUUAAUCGUUCCUCAACGAUUCGCGUAUCCUACCCCGCGGGAAUUUGUUCAAACAUAACAAGAUAUAUGUAUAUGCCGCAAAUAUAACAUAAUGUACAUAUGUAUAAUAAUAUGGUUGAAUAAAGAGUAUCAUGUUA